AUGCGUUUUCUAUGUCUGCACGGUAUCGGCACUGGAAAUGCCAUUAUGGAAGCGCAGCUAUACAUGAUCAAGCGUCAGCUGCCGGGACAUGAGUUCGUUUAUUUUCAGGGAGAGCUGGAAACCCCACCAGCGCCAGGAGUCGAGAUGUUCUUUCCGGGGCCUUACUACUCCUACUUCACCGUACCCUCUCCUAAUGCCGUGCUUGAAGUGAUCAACCGUUUGGAGCAGUUCAUUGACCUGCACGGCCCCUUUGAUGGGAUCCUGGGAUUUUCCCAAGGGGCCGCCUUGGCAGCUUCCUACCUUCUCCACGACGCCGACCGGUCAUGCCCGCGCGCCGAGUUCAGAUGUGCGGUGUUCUUCUGCGCAAUCCAAUGUUGGGAUGUCGACAGUCCCGGGUUUACCAUGGACAAGGAGGGGCACUGUCGUGCAAUUGGAGCGGAGGAAAAUUCUUCAGAGCUCCAAUGGAAGACGGACGAGGUUACGAGUGUCUUCAGCGCUGCUAACCAUCCCCUGCUUCGUCAGGAUUGGGAUGAAGCCACACCGCUACUGUGGCCAUACGGGAAGGCUCCCAUGCGUUCGGAUGCAUUGGCCCGCAUUUCGAUCCCGUCACUGCAUAUUGUCGGAGCCAAAGACCCUUAUCGGGCCGAAUCGCUUGCACUGCAAACACAUUGCACCAGGUGUAAUGCCCAGAUGGUGGAGACAGCGGCCGGACAUGAGAUCCCUCGUGAUCCGAUUCUGUCUUUCAUGAUGAACGAACCCAUCGCCAUUAUAGGCAGUGGAUGUCGACUGGCGGGUGGGUGUGAUACUCCCUCAACGCUUUGGACGCUUCUCCAACAGCCCUACGACGUCUCCCAAGAAAUCCCCCAAGAUCGAAUUCCCCCGUCACACCACAAUGCCUCCCCUCGGGGGUAUUUUCUUUCACAAGAUGUCGCCAAGUUUGACGCUUCCUUUUUCAACCUGAAUCCCUUGGAGGCGCAAGCCAUAGAUCCCCAGCACCGACUGUUAUUGGAGACUGUCUACGAAGCGCUAGAGGAGGCAGGAAUGCCUAUGGAGAGAUUGCGUGGCUCUGACACUGCCGUAUAUACGGGAGUGAUGUUCCAUGACUAUUUGGCCCUCAGUAGCCGGGACCAGGAAUCAAUCUCCAAGUAUCACAUUACAGGGACUGCGCCGAACAAGGCCUCAAAUCGAAUAUCCCAUUUCUUCGACUGGCAUGGCCCGUCCGUGACGGUAGAUACCGCCUGCUCCUCCAGCCUGGUCGCCCUCCAUCAAGCGGUGCAGCAGCUGCGGACAGGAGGAUCUCACUUGGCUGUAGCGGCGGGGGCCAACUUGCUUCUGGACGGUCGCCCCUUCAUUGGGUUCAGCAAUUUAGGCAUGCUCUCUCCCACCGGCAGCUGCAAAAUGUGGGAUACCAGCGCUGAUGGGUACGCCCGUGGGGAGGGGAUCCUGGCCGUGCUGUUGAAGCCACUUUCCCUCGCCCUUGCCGACGGCGACAACAUCCAAUGUGUGAUCCGAGAGACUGGGGUGAAUCACGACGGACGAACCACUGGGAUUACCCUGCCCAGCGCAUCAGCUCAGGUGAGCCUCAUUCAGGACGUUUACCGUCGCGCGGGACUGGAUCCCACCCAGCCCGGUGACCGACCUCAGUACAUUGAGGCCCAUGGCACCGGCACUCAAGCCGGAGAUCCGUUGGAGGCAGAAGCACUGGCCACAGCAUUUGCGCUCGCAUCUACUCUUGACCACAGUGAGGUCUGUCCAGUGCGGGUAGGCAGUAUCAAGACGGUGGUCGGUCAUACCGAGGGCGCUGCGGGCCUGGCUGGUGUCCUGAAAGCGUCUCUGGCCUUACAGCAUGGGAGAAUCCCACCAAAUCUAGGCUUUCAACAGCUGAACCCGAAGGUCGCCCCAUAUUGUACUCAUUUGACAGUCGCGACCAAGGCGGAGCCAUGGCCCGAGCCGCCAUCACCCUCCGCUACCCUACGUCGAGCCAGCGUGAAUAGCUUUGGGUUCGGAGGCACCAACGCCCAUGUCAUCUUGGAGUCGGUGGGGCUGCAGGAUAUCCCAGUUUCUGGAAAUUCCUCGCAGUUACCAAGCCUGGCCUCACCCUCCCUCCUCCCGUAUGUCUUUUCGGCUGCUUCGGAAAGGUCGCUAGUGGCGAUGCUCAAGCGAUAUGACCACCACCUGCAAGGCCACCCGUCUAUCGACCCAAGGCAGUUAGCGUCAACACUUGCCAGCCAACGAUCCGUCCUCCCGGUCCGCAUUCGCUUUCCAGCGUCAUCAUUGGAGGUAUUACGAGAAGGUCUCGCCAGGAUUCUCGCCUCCGAGUCCCCGCAAGCGGGCCACCGCUCCCCUUUACGAGAAUCGUGUAUCCUCGGCAUAUUCACGGGUCAAGGCGCCCAGUGGCCACAAAUGGGUGCGGGCUUGCUCGCCGCGUAUCCGCCGCUGACCACAUUUCUCGAUAGCUUGAAUGCUGCAUUGCAGUCUUUGCCCGAGGAGGACCGACCUGCGUGGUCCCUGCGCGAGGAACUGCAGCGACCGUCCGAGGAAUCGCGGCUGGACGUCCCCGAGAUUUGCCAGCCCGCCUGCACUGCGGUCCAAUUGAUGCUCGCUCACCUGUUACAAGCCGUUGGCGGGGUCUCUUUCACUGCGGUGGUGGGCCAUUCCUCUGGUGAGAUUGCCGCGGCCGUAGUCGCAGGGUAUCUGCGCCCCGGGGACGCGAUACGCAUCGCUUAUUACCGCGGCUUGCACGUUAGUCGCGUGCUUCCCACGCUGCCCAAGGAGGGCCGCAUGCUGGCAGCGGGUCUGUCCCAGGCAGCGGCGGAAGAGCUGGUUGACACCGUUGUGUUUGAGGGACGACUGUCGGUGGCGGCAGUGAAUUCCCCGUCCAGCGUGACCUUGUCAGGCGACGCGGACGCAGUGGCAGAGGCCAAAGCCUACCUGGACAGUUGUAAGGUCUUCAACCGCCUGCUGAAAGUUGGAACCGCGUAUCACUCUCAUCAUAUGCGGGCAUGUGCCGCCGAGUAUCACAACUCGCUGAUCCAGUGCCAAGUGGAGGUCUUGCGUCCCUCAGGCGACAACGUUCCGCGCUGGUACUCAAGCGUACGAUCGGGGCAGGCCAUGAUCUAUGACAAUGAUAAUGGUAAUCACAAUGGUGAAGGAACUGGCGAGCUAGCUGCGUCCUAUUGGGUGGACAACUUGGUAAAUCCUGUACUCUUUCAGCAUGCGGUUUCAAGCGCCAUCACACACCCGGAGAUGGAGGUGAACUUCUGUCUCGAGCUCGGUCCACAUCCGGCGCUUCAGGGGCCCGCCACGCAGACGAUGGUAGAAAGCUGUAGCUCGGCGCUCCCUUACUCGGGAACCCUUCACCGCAACAAGCAUGACGAGGUCGCGAUUUCGGAAUGUCUAGGCGACUUAUGGGUGCAUCUGGGCAGUGUGGGAGUCCCCAAUCUCAAGGCCUUCGGGCAGACACCACACAGGCCGAGUGUAACGGACCUGCCAAGGUAUCCUUGGGACCAUGAGCAUAGCUUCUGGGUCCCAGAGCCGUCACAUCGCUCUACCAGACGGCUUGUUACGCAUCAUACGAUAUGCAAAAGUCCUGUCCACAGCUUGCUAGGGUCACGAGACGAGCUGAUUGGGGCAGUUGACAGGGCUACCGCGUACCACUGGUCAAAUGAGUUGCGUGCUGACCGGCUGGGCUGGCUCCGUGGACAUAUUCUUCAAGGCCAGAUUAUCUUUCCAGCUACAGGGUAUCUUGCAUUGGCCGUCGAGGCCGCCCUGCAGAUGGCCAAAGGGCGACCAGUACAAGCGAUUACUCUCGAGGAAGUCAACUUUCUCAAGGCCCUCCGGGUGGACGAUGAGACUGGAGCCAGCAUCAUCGUCAGUCUGCAUGUAUCUUGGGAUGAUGAGCAGGUGGUGCAGGCAAGGUUCACAGUCGAUGUAUACUCGACAGAGGAAACGAGCCGAUCCACCGCUGCGGCCACAAUGAACAUCACGGUCCAGCUGGGCAACCCGGACGAGGAUCUUCUGCCCGAACUAGCCUCUUCUCCCUCACCGGUGAUGAUGACGGAGCUGGAUCCCGGAUAUGUAUACAGCCAUUUGGCUGAGCUGGGCUACGAAUACACGGGUCCCUUUCAGCGGAUUUCCCGCCUCCGUCGAUCACUGGGGCAGGCGCUGGCAGAGGUGGACUGGAGAAAAGAGGGGGCCGACGACCCAGUGCUCCAUCCGGCGUUGCUCGACAAUGCGGUGCAGGUUCUGUUCUCAGCCUUCACAGAUCACCGAGAUGGGAGCCUGUGGAACCUGUACAUGCCCGUCUCGAUCGAGCGGGUGACGUUCAACCUCCCCUACUGUAGCUUUGGGGGAUGUGAUUCCAAAUUUACGGUAGAAAGCUACCUACACCAGGCCGACCCGCUCGGUAUCUGUGGCGAUGUCUCCAUGUUCAAUGCCGCUGGAAAAGGCGUCGUCCAGAUGGAAAGGCUGAACACCAUGCCAGCCUCCCCAGCCACGGCCGACAAUGAUCUCCAGCUAUUCUCUGAGACUCGAUGGGAGGUGGCCGAGCCGAACGGCGAGCGGGCACUCGGCAGUCGGCGAGCAUCGCCGGCGAUGCUGGCCAAAACCCUCGACUGGGAACGUGUGGCCCUGUACUAUCUUCGUCAAAUCAGCGGGCAGUUCCUCGACGUGGAGACAGGGAUGCGAAAGACAGCGGACGAUAUUGAACCGCAUCACGGAGCCUUCCUGGACUACUGCACCUGGCUGCAAGAGACCAUCCGCACGGGCCAACACCCCUACGCUUUGCCGCAGUGGCUGCAGGACACGGCGGAGCAAAUCGAUCAGAUCCAAACCCGAUACUCGACCGAGGAUAUCGAUUUUCGACUGAUUCGGAUGGCUUGGGAGGUCCUCCCGGCCGUCAUCCGACAUGAUACGACGAUGCUACAGAGCUUCAUGGCGGAUGACACCUUGAGCGAGUGGUAUCAAAACAGCCUAGUAUGCGCACCCGCCCAGGAGCCGCUGGGCGCUAUCAUCGCCCAACUUGCCCAUCGCUACCGCCGGCUUCAGGUCCUGGAGAUUGGGGCUGGGACAGGCUGCGCUACGCGCUCGGUCUUGCCCGCUCUCGGCGACGCUCUCGCGCGCUACAUGUUCACCGACGUGUCGGCGGGAUUCUUCGACAAGGCGGCGCAGCAGUUUGCCCCCUUCGCCGACCGGAUGGAGUUCCAGACGUUCGAUCUCGACGUAGAUCCCAUAGAGCAGGGCUUCGAGGAAGGGAGCUAUGAUGUGGUCGUCGCCUAUGCGGUGCUGCAUGUGGCGUCCUCGCUGAGGGAUGCCCUGCGCCGGGUCCGGCGGCUGUUGAAGCCAGGUGGAUUCCUGGUUUUGACUGAGGUGCUGGGAGAUGGGCCUAUGGCAUUGGGGCUGAUCUUCGGAGGCUUCACAGGCUGGUGGGCUGGCCGGGAGGAAGGCCGUCGCUACUCACCGACUGUCUCACUGGAAACUUGGCAGGAGCUGCUGGCGGCCACGGGGUUCUCUGGCGUCGAUACGCACACUCCGCUGAAGGAUCCCAUUGCUUGGCCUAUCAGUGUCAUGGUGGCACAAGCCGUGGAAAACAAAGUUUGCUUAUUACCAGAGCCAGUCGUGGAGGAGUUGGUCAUCGUCGCCGCGCCCAGCUUCCCCGAACCUGAAGUUCUACAGGGAGUUCAGGCGCAGUUGAGAGCUCAUACCCGCCACCUUACGCUCUUCAAAUCCUUAGAGGAGCUUAAUGGUGCUCCUUUCCCUACCAAACCGACUGUGCUCAACCUGGCUCACCUGGACCCGGAGAGUGUGAAGCCAUCGGAAGGGGCCUGGCAAGGGCUGCAGGCUCUUAUAAACUCUGCCCGGCAUAUGCUGUGGAUCACUGAUGACUACCGCGCUGGUAAUGCUUCAUCCGCUCUCUCAGUUGGUUUGGCGCGGUCUCUGCUUCAUGAAAUGCCUCAUCUGCGCCUGCAGAUGCUCGAUAUCAGCCGCAAAACAGACAAAGAUACGGCCGUCAAAGUCAUCUUUGAGAGCUUCCUACGCCUGGUCAGCACGAGUGACCCGGACACACUCUCCACCUUCGAGCCGGAGCUGGCACUGGAUUCGACAGGCCAGCUACUGGUGCCGCGACUGCACCCCUUAAAGCCGGCGAACCACCGGCUCAACAGCUCAAGGAGGAAGAUCUCGGCCCCCGUCCGUGUGGGAACACAAGCAUGCUUGUUGGAAUGGCAAAUGGAUACGUUCACUUUGGUCAAGAAGAGUUCCCUCCAUUCGGAUGACGAGGUUGAAUCUCGCUCCGUACGCACGAUACGUUCAGCAUUGACAGCCCUGCCGACUCGUGUUGGGCCCGUAUUCCUGCACCAGGGCAUGGACUCUGUCACCGGCGAGGCCGUGGUGGUCGCCUCGAAUGAGAUCUCGUCAGUCUUGACCGCGCCGAAACUAUCAUCGAUCAUCGUGAGCCCUGAGACGAGCCAUAACUCACAAUACUUCAAUCUGCUAGUCGCCCAUCUUGUCAUCGCGUCUGUUGUGGAGGACAUUGCGCCUGGUACCAGCGUUCUGCUCUAUGCCAUUGACCGUGCUUCGGCCACGUAUCAAGCCGUCUGGACCUGUCAGCUCCAAGCGAAGAAAUGCCAGGUGCACUACCUGACAGGCAGCAAAGAACUGGCCAGUACCGCAUCGUGGACGUACUGCAAUCCGCGGGCUCCCAGGCGAGUUCUGAACGCCGCUCUUCCCAAAAACCUUCAGGCCGUUAUUGAUCUCGCGGAUAACAAAGCCGCAGCCCGGGCACUGGACUUUCUGCCCGGACAUUGCCAACGAUAUGUACUGCCCUCGGGGGUCGCUGAUAUAUCUUCUCUGCCCACUCUUCCUCCACUAACAGACCUGACGGAGCUUCUCCGGGCCGCUCAUACGGCCGCGGAAAGUUAUGUCGUGCAAAACAUGGGCACGUAUUAUCCCGAGUACGAGGUGUCCGAACUCCUCAACUGUCGGCCCGGGUCACUAUCGGGGGUGCCCAUUAUCAACUGGUCCUGCCCAACCUCCCUCCCCGUCCACUACCAACCCAUCGAUGCAUCCACUCAGAUCCUGCGUCCGGAUCGAACGUAUUGGCUCGUUGGCUUGACUGGCGACCUCGGCCAGUCGCUGUGCAGCUGGAUGAUUGAACAUGGCGCCAGAACAAUCAUUUUGACGAGCCGACACCCGCAAAUGCCACCAGACUGGGUCGAAAGACAACACCAAACUCACGGAGCCAACAUUAUUUCCAUAGCUGGAGAUAUCACCUCCCGACCCAGCCUCCAUGCAAUUCACGAAACAAUCACGAAAGCCUACCCCCCGUUGGACGGCAUCGCCAACGGCGCAAUGCUCAUGCGUGAGAAAUUCUUUGCCCAAACCACUGCAGCCGAGCUCUACGAAGUCCUGCGACCCAAGGUCCAAGGUUUGCGCCAUCUAGACGAUCUGAUCGGCGACCUACCCCUCCAAUUCUUCAUCGCUUUCUCUUCUAUCCUCGCCACUCUGGGCAAUCUAGGCCAGAGCGCCUACACCGCGGCCAACGUUGCGUCGGAGGCCCUGAUCACGCAGCGGCGGCGACGCCAUGUGGCGGGCUCCGUGAUCCAGAUUUCCCGUAUGACGGACGUAGGGUACGUGAAGCGACAGCGGGAGCAGUACUCGGCGCAGGAGAUGGCGCGGCUGGAGGCGUACUGCCUGCCGAUGGGGGAGCGGGAGUUGCAUGCGUUGUUUGCGGAGGGAAUUCGAGCAGGGCGACCUUUACCUGUAUCCUCAUCUGAUGCAGCCCAGGGGUCGGUGAUCACGGCAGGGAUACCACAGGUCGAUAUGACAAAUCCAGAGAAUGCAGUGAGGCGAGGCGUGACAUGGGCAACUAACGUCCGCUUCUCGCACUACUGGCAACAUCAAAAUCCCUUGCGCCGUAAAUAUGGUGACCUCCAGGCUGGGAGGGACGGGGAGAAGAAUGCGGCUUCGACCCGAGCGCGGUUGGCACAGUCGAAAUCGAGGGAGGAAACUCGGACGAUUAUUUUUGACGGUAUCGUCUCCAAAGUGCGUUCUAGUCUCCAUCUCCCUGCCGAUCAGCCUGUCCUGGAACCCACGGCACUGGUAGAUCUGGGAUUGGACUCGUUGAUCGCGGUGGACAUCCGGACGUGGACCAUGAAGGAGUUGGGGGUGGACGUGCCCGUGUUGAAGCUGUUGGCGGGGAUCACCGUGGAAGAGAUUGUCCGCGAGGCAAUGUCGGAGUUGGGCGAUGUCACUCACGCAAAUUAA
Aspergillus welwitschiae is the source of this 8262-nucleotide messenger RNA. RefSeq names its product polyketide synthase. Gene Ontology annotation, biological process: fatty acid biosynthetic process; secondary metabolite biosynthetic process. Bases 1 to 8262 code for a protein of 2753 amino acids. The transcript is spliced from 5 exons. Gene Ontology annotation, molecular function: 3-oxoacyl-[acyl-carrier-protein] synthase activity; phosphopantetheine binding; fatty acid synthase activity. The record is from RefSeq and is a predicted model, not a curated record. Lineage: Eukaryota; Fungi; Ascomycota; Eurotiomycetes; Eurotiales; Aspergillaceae.